Molecule: messenger RNA, 1539 nt
Organism: Procambarus clarkii (red swamp crayfish)
Lineage: Eukaryota; Metazoa; Arthropoda; Malacostraca; Decapoda; Cambaridae
Source: RefSeq, a predicted model, not a curated record
AUGCGAGCUUACCCAUUGAAUCGCUAUCCUGCCGUCAGCCCUGAGUGUCACCCUCCGCCCUACACCAGCCCUGAGUGUCAGCCUCGCCCUACACCAGCCCUGAGUGUCACCCUCCGCCCUACACCAGCCCUGAGUGACACCCUCCGCCCUACACCAGCCCUGAGUAACACCCUCCGCCCUACACCAGCCCAGAGUGACUCCCUCCGCCCUACACCAGCCCUGAGUGUCACCCUCCGCCCUACACCAGCCCUGAGUGACACCCUCCGCCCUACACCAGCCCUGAGUGACACCCUCCGCCCUACACCAGUGCUGAUUGACAGCCUCCGCCCUACACCAGCCCUGAGUGUCACCCUCCGCCCUACACCAGCCCUGAGUGACAGCCUCCGCCCUACACCAGCCCUGAGUGUCACCCUCCGCCCUACACCAGCCCUAAGUGACACCCUCCGCCCUACACCAGCCCUGAGUGACACCCUCCGCCCUACACCAGCCCUGAGUGUCACCCUCCGCCCUACACCAGCCCUGAGUGUCACCCUCCUCCCUUCACCAGCCCUGAGUGACACCCUCCGCCCAACACCAGCCCUGAGUGUCACCCUCCGCCCUACACCAGCCCUGAGUGACACCCUCCGCCCUACACCAGCCCUGAGUGUCACCCUCCGCCCUACACCAGCCCUGAGUGACACCCUCCGCCCUACACCAGCCCUGAGUGUCACCCUCCGCCCUACACCAGCCCUGAGUGACACCCUCCGCCCUACACCAGCCCUGAGUGACACCCUCCGCCCUACACCAGCCCUGAGUGUCACCCUCCGCCCUACACCAGCCCUGAGUGUCACCCUCCGCCCUACACCAGCCCUGAGUGACACCCUCCGCCCUACACCAGCCCUGAGUGUCACCCUCCGCCCUACACCAGCGCUGAGUGACAGCCUCCGCCCUACACCAGCCCUGAGUGUCACCCUCCGCCCUACACCAGCCCUGAGUGUCACCCUCCGCCCUACACCAGCCCUGAGUGUCACCCUCCGCCCUACACCAGCCCUGAGUGUCACCCUCCGCCCUACACCAGCCCUGAGUGACACCCUCCGCCCUACACCAGCCCUGAGUGUCACCCUCCGCCCUACACCAGCCCUGAGUGACACCCUCCGCCCUACACCAGCCCUGAGUGUCACCCUCCGCCCUACACCAGCCCUGAGUGUCACCCUCCGCCCUACACCAGCCCUGAGUGACACCCUCCGCCCUACACCAGCCCUGAGUGACACCCUCCGCCCUACACCAGCCCUGAGUGUCACCCUCCGCCCUACACCAGCCCUGAGUGACACCCUCCGCCCUACACCAGCCCUGAGUGUCACCCUCCGCCCUACACCAGCCCUGAGUGACACCCUCCGCCCUACACCAGCCCUGAGUGACACCCUCCGCCCUACACCAGCCCUGAGUGACACCCUCCGCCCUACACCAGCCCUGAGUGACACCCUCCGCCCUACACCAGCCCUGAGUGACACCCUCCGCCCUACACCAGCCCUGAGUGUCACCCUCCGCCCUACACCAUAG